AUGAACUGUGCAACGCCUCGGGUUGGAGGCUUAUUUAAAGAUGAUCAUGCUGAUGAGUUUCUGCAUCUGCAAAAUAUUGUUGAUGAUACUUUUCCCUUGGGAGAUGCGUUUGAGACUCAAUUGGUGAAUCUUGCGGAUGAAACUCAAGUGUUGGAUCAUGUCGGUGAAAAACAAAUGCUGGAUCAUGUUGGUGAAACCCAAGUGCUGGAUCAAGUGGGUGAAACCCAAGUGUUGGAUCAUGUUGGGGAAACCCAAGUGUUGGAUCAUGUUGGGGAAACCCAAGUGUUAGAUCAUGAUGGAGAAACCCAAGUGUUGGAUUAUGAUGGAGAAACCCAAUUGUUGGAUCAUCAUGAUUGCAUGGAGGAAAUUAUGCACACACAGUUAGUAGACGAGUGCAAUGUUGAAGAUGGCGCUGGUAGUGAUGAUGAAGGAACAGACAUAACCCAAGUGUUAUGUGAGUUACAGGAAUUAUCUGAUGAUGAUUCUUAUCAGAGCGAGGGUGAUUGUCCAAUUCACAGGGAGAACAAGAUUGACAUUGAUCGUUGUGAACAAGGUGGUGAUGUUUGUAAGACACCAGCAGAUGCUUUGAGUAAUGGAGAGAAUCAUUCAGGAUCUGGCCACGGUGGUUUUACAUCACUGCGUGUUGCAUCCGUUAGGGCCGCUGGUUUGGCAGCUCGUAUGAAGGCUUCUCAAGGAACUAAUGGAAAGUCAUGUUCUAGUAAAAGUGAAGAUUCUUCUCUGGAACAUCAACCAGUUUUGCGAGAUGAUAUACCUCAUAUGAGAAAUUCUCCUAAAUCUGGCAGGGAAAUUAAUGAUGAGCAUAUUCUGGAGGAGUACAAUGAAGAUGGUAAGGAAUCAAUGAAUGAAAACAGGUUCAAAGUUGGUAGUACAACUGCAAGGAAACUUUUUAAGGAUGAUAGAAUUGAGGAAGUUAGACAAUCAGAUGCUGGCCAGAAGCACACAGACGAUACAGAAAAUUUGUUGCUUGCUUCUGAAAACUGCUUGGCUGGGAUAAGUUAUGCCAACUCUCAGGAACCUGGAGAGUUAUCACAAGCCAAUGCACUUGAAGUUGUCGACAGGUUUCUCAUGCUUAAUGUUGAUGAGUAUGAUAAGGAAUUGGACAUUAGAACAGCCUCAAAGAAGAAGUCAGAGGUUGUCUCAAGUGCAAAAGGAACUCGUCGUCUGGCCACGAACGCGUCAUUGAAAAGCAUGGGUGGAGAACAUGGAAUAUAUGAUUGGGAUGAUAAUUGUGAAGAUGAAGGAGGUGGCGAGUUUUUCCUGAAGAAAAAAGAACUGUUUUUCGAUGAUGGAGGCCCAAAGCAUAGACCUUUUACUGAACUUAGGAAGUCCAGAAAUCACGGCGACGAAGAGCAGCAAUCUGACAUUAAUAAAAAAUUAGCGGGCUUAGUGUGCUCUGAUUCAAAGUUAAUGUUGCAUAAACUGAGAGCGAAGGGCCAAUCACUGAAGCGCAAAAAUGGAAAUUUCACAAUGAAUCUUGCCAUGAAUUUGAGUGAACAGUUAAAUGUGGCUUCGGGUGACAAUGAUAAUGAUGCCAACAAAGAUAUGCUAGACGUGGUGAGCAUAGGUCCUGACACUCAAAUGGCCGCUGAAGCAAUGGAAACUUUAUGUAUUGAGUUGCAUUUGACUGAUGGUAAUGGUGACGGCUUGAACCAAGGUGCCCAAAACAUGAGAAACGAUACUUGCAAAAAUCAAACAAGUAAUAGAGCAACACAUCAAGAACAAGACUUCAACCGGAAGAGAACACGUUCUUCAAAUGCUGGAGCUGUUACAAGACAAACCAAAUCAACAAAGACGACUAGUGCCAAAUUAAGUAAUGCAGAGCUGGGAAAAGCCGAUCGAAGGAGGGCUGAGUCGGGAGACAAUGUUGCUUCAUGUGGGAAAGUAUGCUCAAGUACUCUUGCUCCCAAAAUUGUUGAGCAGAAGAAGGAAAGAAGAACUCGGAAAGGAAGCGUCAUCAAGAAUGAUGGACGUCUUUCCACUAAAGCAACACGUCAUAUGUCUCAAAAUAAGUGUUGCUUGCAGGAUCAACUUGGAUCUAUCACGCCCGUAGCUCAUCGAACUAGGAAAUGCACAGAUUUGAAUAGAUCAAAAGUUGCUGGAAAUUACUCAGUUGAUUGUAGAGAGGAGAUAAAUGAUUUGAUAAGUGGUCAUGUCCUUAGAAGGAGGAGAACUGCAAGUGCCAGAGUUAAAAGUGCCAAACUGGGCAGCAUUGAGAAACUUGGAGAAUUGAGAUCAAUUGGAGAUAAACAAUCAGGCACUAAAUGUUCUGGGACAUCAGGUGCUUCGGGGACUGAUGCAUUAGGGUAUCUCAGAGGAGGAAGAACUCGUCUAAAAUUUCCGAUUGUUGCACAAGAAGCUGAUGCUCAAUGUAGUGCAAGGUUAAAAAGACCAAUAACUGAUACUACUUCAAGGAAUAAUGCCACUGGUUGUAAUUUUGUUCACGUGACUGAGAGAGCAAGUCCAGACAAUGGAGUCAAGGCCAAGACAUCUAAGCAAUCUGAUGGAAAAAGUGAUGCGGAGAUCAAAAGAUCUGCUGAAGAAGCAAAUGGCAGAGUAGAAAUGUCUCCUAGAGAAAGAAAUCCAAUAUCUGCCUCAGCUUCUACUACUCCUGCUACUUGUACAAGACCAAUAGAUAAUGCAUCACCUAUCUGUAUGGGGGAGGAAUAUCACAAACAGUCUUGCAGGAAGAACCUGUCAAAGUUGUCUCUUAUGAAAGAAAUCAAUAGCCUGAUUAGCAGUGCACCAAGACCAUCAAGUCCGAUGAAAGACUCCAGGAAGAGGAGAGAUGUCGCAAAUGUUCGAGUCUUGUUUAGCCACCACCUGGAUUCGGAUGUUAUCAAACAGCAGCAGAAGCUAUUAGCUCGACUGGGGGCUUCAGUUACUUCCUCUGUUUCAGACGCUACACAUUUUGUAGCAGAUGAAUUUGUCCGCACUAGGAAUAUGCUAGAAGCAAUUGCUUUUGGCAAACCAGUGGUCACACACUUAUGGCUGGAAUGUUGUGGACAAGCUAAUUGUCUCAUUGACGAGAGAAAUUACAUACUGAGAGAUGCAAGAAAAGAAAAGGAGUUUGGAUUCAGUAUGCCAGUUUCUUUAGCAAGAGCUUGUCAACAUCCACUGCUACAGGGACAAAGAGUCUUGGUAACCCAAAAUACAAAGCCUGGUAAAGACAUUCUGUCAAGCUUGGUUAAGGCGGUCCAUGGUCUGGCGAUCGAGAGAGUUGGCAGAUCUGUGUUGAAUGAUGAAAAACUUCCUGAUGAUCUUUUAAUUCUGUCUUGUGAAGAGGAUUAUGACAUUUGUGUGCCUUUUCUUGAGAAAGGCGCGGCUGUUUACAGUUCAGAGCUGCUACUUAAUGGAAUAGUUACUCAGAAACUGGAGUACGAAAGACAUCGUCUCUUUGCUGAUAAUGUCAAAAGGACGCGUUCUACAAUAUGGGUAAAAAAGAGGAACCAGUAUCUUCCUGUGACUAAAUGCAAAUAA
Molecule: messenger RNA, 3498 nt
Organism: Fraxinus pennsylvanica
Lineage: Eukaryota; Viridiplantae; Streptophyta; Magnoliopsida; Lamiales; Oleaceae
Source: the annotation of a GenBank genome assembly